Molecule: messenger RNA, 1212 nt
Organism: Kalmanozyma brasiliensis GHG001
Lineage: Eukaryota; Fungi; Basidiomycota; Ustilaginomycetes; Ustilaginales
Product: Thiolase, C-terminal
Exons: 2
Coding region: 1-1212 (403 amino acids)
Biological process (GO): fatty acid beta-oxidation; phenylacetate catabolic process
Cellular component (GO): peroxisome
Molecular function (GO): acetyl-CoA C-acyltransferase activity
Source: RefSeq, a predicted model, not a curated record
AUGUCCGCUAUCGAGCAGCGUCACGGAAAGAAGAACAUCCUCGCCGAGCACGAUGACGAUGUCGUCAUUGUCUCGGCCCUCCGAACUGCCAUCACCAAGGGCAAGAAGGGCGGUCUCUCGCAGUGUGCCCCCGAGGAGAUGCUCGGCUGGACCCUCAAGGGUGUCAUCGCCGAGUCCAAGAUCGACCCCAAGCUCAUCCAGGAUGUCGCCGUCGGCACCGUCCUCGCUCCCGGCGGUGGCGCCACUCAGGUCCGCAUGGGCGCUCUCUGGGCCGGAAUCCCCAACACUGCAGGCUGCAACAGCUUGAACCGUCAGUGCUCGUCGGGUCUCGCUGCCGUCAACCAGAUCGCCAACCAGAUCGCCCUCGGUCAGAUCGACAUUGGCAUUGGCUCGGGUGUCGAGUCCAUGACCCUCAACUACGGUGCCGGUGUCAUGCCUGCCAAGAUGUCCGACGCCGUCAUGGAGAACGACGAGGCCUCCGACUGCCUCAUGCCCAUGGGUAUCACUUCCGAGAACGUCGCCAAGAAGUACAACAUCGACCGAAAGAAGCAGGACACCUUCGCCGCCGAGUCGUUCGCCAAGGCCGCCGCUGCCCAGAAGGCCGGCAACUUCAAGAGCGAGAUUGUCACCGUCAAGUACACUGACGACGACGGCAACGAGCGCAGCAUUGACGCCGACGACGGAAUCCGUGAGGGUGUCACCGUCGAGUCGCUCUCCAAGCUCAAGCCCGCCUUUGCCAAGGACGGCUUCACCCACGCCGGUAACGCUUCGCAGGUCAGUGACGGUGCCGCCUCCGUCCUCCUCGCUCGCCGCAGCGCUGCCAAGAAGCACGGUCUGCCCAUCAUUGGCAAGUUUGUCACCUGCGCCGUCGUCGGUGUGCCCCCCAACAUCAUGGGUGUUGGUCCCGCCUACGCCAUCCCCCGUCUCUUUGAGCUCACCGGCCUCAACAAGGACGACAUUGACAUCUACGAGAUCAACGAGGCCUUCGCUUCGCAGGCGCUCUUCUCGGUCGAGCACGUCGGCAUUGACAAGAAAAAGGUCAACCCCAAUGGUGGUGCGAUCGCCAUGGGUCACCCUCUCGGAGCCACGGGCGCACGACAGAUCGCCACUGCCCUCGCUGAGGCCAAGCGCCAGGGCGGCAAAAAGCUCAUCGUCACCUCGAUGUGUGUCGGUUCCGGGAUGGGCGCGGCCAGUCUGAUCGUUUCAGCUUGA